AUGCGCGAAAUCCCAAACUUCCCACAAGAUCUGCUGGAAAGAGUCAACGCGGCCCAGCACGGUCCCUCGCGCAAUUCCGACGUCAAAUACGUCUUCCAUGUCAUUCACAGUGAAGCCGAAGAUUUAUCCGCGUUUGAGGAGAGAGACUCAGAAGAUGAGCAGACGGACUCCGAGGAUGGUGACAGCCAAAGGCAGCACACAUUUGACACUCUCGAGGAGGCCAACAAUGCUGCUCUGGCUCUUUUCAGAAGCGAGUAUGAGGACUUCUUUGAUCAAGUAAAGGAUAUGUCCAAUUGGUAUGAGGAGGGAACCAGCGAGAUUAAGAUGAAUGACGUGAUAUGGCAAGUUGAUGUCGACGGGAAGCUUUCGUUGCAAGCCCACAACGCCGAGGAGGGAAUUGUUGGUCAGAUUUAUGUUUCUGCCUUGAGAAUCUAA
This is a messenger RNA of Penicillium samsonianum, 435 nucleotides long. RefSeq lists its product as uncharacterized. The record is from RefSeq and is a predicted model, not a curated record. NCBI's taxonomy places the organism in Eukaryota, Fungi, Ascomycota, Eurotiomycetes, Eurotiales, Aspergillaceae. Bases 1 to 435 code for a protein of 144 amino acids. The transcript has a single exon.